GACGGCGGAAUGUUGUGAUUGGUUCGCAGUUUCCCUCGGGGCCCAUGUGAUGAGCACGGAGGCGGGUAGGAUGGCGGCGGUCAGAGAGCUGUGGUCCUUGACUAACCGAAGUCUGGCUGUCAGGAGCCGCUGUCAUCUCCCCCUGGGGCUUGGCCUGGUCUCCGACCAUCUCCGCACUUUCUCCAUCUCCGGCGUUUUAAACCAGGCCGAGAAGGAGCAGGAGCUGCAGAAAAAUCCUUUCUAUACCAAGUAUAAGACCAAGAUCCAGGAGCUGCGGAGGACAAAACCAGAUGAAUAUGAGGCUCGUGUGGCAAAGAAAGACGAGGUUAUGAAACAGCCAUUAGGACAUUCAAAACAGGGUGAAUUUAUCAGACUCAUGGAAGAGAAGUCAAAGAAACAGGCUGAAAGAGCCACUGGACAGAGAAUUGGUUUCAGUAAGGACAAGACUCUUCAGUCCAUCCUAAAUCUGGAUAUGAUGAAAGAAAAAACUCCAGAUGAAAUAGGACAGAUUUGGAAUCAGUAUUUUGCUUUAAAGAAUACUAUCUCUGCAGUAAUUCCCGGUACAACAUUUGAUCUGAUGCACAGCAGGUCUCAGAAAUGCCCCACUUUCUUGUACGCUUUGCCAAGACAAGCAGGCUAUGAGUUCUUUGUGGGUCAGUGGUCUGCGACUGAACUUCACUUUUCCUCUUUAAUUAAUAUUCAGUCUUUGGGAGAAAAUUCACCAAGCCAGCUUAUAAUCUAUCAUUACCCCGAUCUGCAGAAGGAGAAGGGCAUUGUACUACUUACUGCAGAAAUAGACACAACGUUUCUGAAUGUACAAGAGGCACAGUGUCUUGCCAAUGAAGCUCAACUCUUCUAUGCCACGGAUUGCGAACAGAUCUUCAAUCUGGUGGAGACAUUUAAUCAUAAACCCAGUGAUUUCAAACACAUGUCAGUCAUUGCUGAGAUUGAGCAGUGUGGAAUUGGAGGAGCUCUGAGAAACCAGAGUGCAGAGACGUAACUUUGAAGAAGAGGAUGAGAUAUAAAUACAUGUGACUUUUGAUAUGGACCCAAAAAGAUUGGCACUGAGAGCCACACAUCAUAUAUUGCUGCUUUUGCUCGCCAGUUUUUGUGGACAACAUUAUCUGGAACUAAAUCUUUCCAGCAUCCAGAGACGUCAUCCCCAUUACCCAAGACUGGCAUCUCCUCAUUGAAAUGUAUGAAGUUCAGAACCUUGAAUGUAGUGAAGUAAUGGUUGAUAUUAAAAUUCCAUAACACUCAUAGCAA
Molecule: messenger RNA, 1266 nt
Organism: Rhincodon typus (whale shark)
Lineage: Eukaryota; Metazoa; Chordata; Chondrichthyes; Orectolobiformes; Rhincodontidae
Gene: atpaf1
Product: ATP synthase mitochondrial F1 complex assembly factor 1
Exons: 9
Coding region: 50-1000 (316 amino acids)
Biological process (GO): mitochondrial proton-transporting ATP synthase complex assembly
Cellular component (GO): mitochondrion
Source: RefSeq, a predicted model, not a curated record